AUGGAUUGUUGCAUGCACAAGGCGGGAUUCGAACCUCCGACACUUAUUUGUGACGGAUUAAUUCGAGCUUAUGGUAAAUUUAAAAUGUAUGAUGAGAUUGGUAAGUGGGUGAAAAAGAUGGAGUUGGAUGGUUGUUCUCCUGAUCAUAUCACUUAUAAUAUAGUUGUACAAGAGUAUUCACGUGGUGGGGUACUCCAAAGGAUGGAAAAAUUAUAUCAAAGAAUGAUUUUGAAAAGAAUGCGUUUGCAAUCUUCAACAUUGAUUGCAAUGCUCGAUGCUUACACCACAUUUGGUAUGGUUGAAAAGAUGGAAAUGUUUUAUAGAAAAUUGUUGAACUCAAAAACACGUCUAGCUGACGAUUUGAUACGAAAAGUGGCUGAGGUUUAUAUCAAGAACUACAUGUUUUCUAGGUUAGAGGACCUUGGAUUAGAUUUACGUUCAGCAUUCAGUGAAUCUGACCUUGUAUGGUGUCUUUGCCUCCUAUCUUAUGCAUGUCUUCUGAGUCGAAAAGGUAUGGAUAUAAUUGUUCAAGAAAUGCGAGAUGCCAAGGUUCAUUGGAAUGUUACCACUGCCAAUAUCAUCAUGCUGGCUUAUGUGAAGAUGAGAGAUUUCAAGAGCUUGAGGAUUUUGCUCUCGCUAUUGCCAAUGUAUCGAGUGAAGCCUGAUAUAGUCACUGUUUGAAUUGUAUUCGAUGCAAACAGAAUCGGCUUUGAUGGUAGUGGAAGUUUAGAAGCAUGGAGAAGAAUGCGGUAUCAUUACCGAGUUGUAGAAAUGGAAACAGAUUCUCUGGUUCUUACUGCAUUUGGUAAAGGCCAUUUUCUAAAAAGCUGCGAAGAAAUAUACUCUUCCCUUCACCCAGAGUAUAGAGAAAGGAAAACAUGGACAUAUCAUGACCUUAUUACUUUAGUAUCAAUGUAUAGUGGCAAGUAA
Molecule: messenger RNA, 930 nt
Organism: Arachis duranensis
Lineage: Eukaryota; Viridiplantae; Streptophyta; Magnoliopsida; Fabales; Fabaceae
Product: pentatricopeptide repeat-containing protein At4g14190, chloroplastic-like
Molecular function (GO): protein binding
Source: RefSeq, a predicted model, not a curated record